Messenger RNA from Aspergillus wentii DTO 134E9, 1303 nucleotides. RefSeq lists its product as uncharacterized. The transcript has a single exon. The record is from RefSeq and is a predicted model, not a curated record. NCBI's taxonomy places the organism in Eukaryota, Fungi, Ascomycota, Eurotiomycetes, Eurotiales, Aspergillaceae. The coding region runs from base 1 to 1134 and encodes 377 amino acids.
AUGUCUGCGGCUCUUUGGGGCCGUCGCGCCUUUGUCUCCCCUCAUCCUCAUCUUCGCAUCUCUCUUUCUGUUCUACCUCUGACCCGCCAAUCCAUCUCUCGCCAUGCUUUCUCUACCGACUCCUCCAAAAACGAGCCCUCCCCAUCCUCUCCGAAAUCCUCCUCCUUGACGCUUCCCUCCAACAAUUCCACAACUGUGAUAGCCCUCGAAUAUGGAGUCAAUGCUCCUCGAACCACGAGACCCCCUGAGCUCAAUCUCCCCGAGCGUAUCCCCUCGUCCUCAAAGCUGUCCGCCAAAUUCAAACGCUUCAUCGGAAUCGGACGAGCCUACGCCUCCUUCUACAAGACGGGGCUGAAAAAUGUCUACCACAAUUAUCGCGCCUCAUUGCCUAUCCGUCGUGCGUUGGGACUCUCCCCGUAUAUUCCUGUCUCUCCUCCUCCCACCCUCUCCACGGCGGCCAAAACGAUUGCCUUUCGCAAGGCGAUCCACACAUUCAACCUCAGCCGGUCGCAUUUUCAACUCGUCCGUCGAUCGGCCGGCGAUGCCCGCCGGAUGAUCCCCUUCACACUACUCCUCCUCAUCUGUGACGAAUUGACGCCGAUUCUCCUCCCCAUCAUCGGCAAUGCCAUCAUUCCCCUGGCCUGCUGGACGCCCGGACAGAUCGAAAAAGAGCGGAGCAUCAAAACAACACGCAAGCACGGCGCCAUGACUGCCCAUAAAGCCGACCACCCCGAUGCCCAGACUUCCUUUUCUGCUGGCUCAGAACAGGAAUUGGAAUUGCUGGCGAAACAAUAUGCGAAUGCGGAGUGGGCCGAGAAAAUCGCGUCCAGCGAGGGUGUUUUGAGGGCGUGUGCUGUGUUCAACCUCGUCAAGGCGCAUGAUCGGUUCGGACGUCUGCCUCUCGUCCCGCAGGUGUAUAGGCCUCGUCUCAGACGCUACGUGGAAUACCUGAACGUGGAUGACUCUUUGAUUCGCACCUCUGGCGGAGUUCAAGCCAUGGAUGCUCUUGAGGUGAGACUAUCCGUCGAGGAACGUGGAGGAAUCGAUGUGUCCGAGGGCAAGGUGGGAGAAGAGGCCGAGAAAGAGGAGAGAUUGUGGUUAGAACGAUGGUUGGAGAGUAGAAGAGAAUCAUGAUGAUGAUUGAUAGAACUGUAUAGUAAUGUAUGAUAGACUGCGUCUACUACAGGGAUCAUAGAACAUGAAUGUAUAAACGAUUCAAUUUGAUUAAUCAAUCCGUUGUUUGUUGAUGCUAUUCCGACAACUGCACAAGAUGCCCUCCCGUCUACCGUACAUUAUCUCCGGC